This is a messenger RNA of Rubroshorea leprosula, 1032 nucleotides long. Lineage: Eukaryota; Viridiplantae; Streptophyta; Magnoliopsida; Malvales; Dipterocarpaceae. The record is from the annotation of a GenBank genome assembly.
ACGAAGUUGCUAUAUUGAUACAACUACCAGUCUACCACUAGCCCACAAAAAAAUUAAUGUAAAGAAAAAAUAUCUUCAAUAUUCCAAAAAGACACUCACACAAAAAGUUUCAAAUUCCCCAAGAUCAUUGCCUAAUAUCGUAAAUACGAGAGAAAGUAAGGCAUUUUGCAGAAGUACAACUGUUGAAAACUUCUUGAUGACCACCUCAAACGAAGGCAAUAUCCAACUACCAUUUCCAAUCCUUUAUUCCGUUUCUUUGAGAAUUUCACAGGAAAAUCAAAGAAGAUGAUGCACAUGACCUUCUACUGGAGCCGGGAGGUGACUCUCCUGUUCAGCUCCUGGAUGACUGACUCCUGGCUUACAUACUCCCUCACUCUUCUCGCCUGCGUUGUUGCCUCCGCUGUCUACCAGUACGUGGAGCACAUAAGAUUCCGCCUCAGGCAGGCUGGAAAAUCGGUCCAGGGGACGGCGGCCCAGCUGGAUGAACCUCUUCUGGAGGGGCGGAAGGCAGCGACUGCGGCAAAGAAGUGGUCAUUGAUGAGGAUCGCUGAAGGGUUGGCUUUCGGGGUCAGCUCGGGACUGGGGUACUUGUUGAUGUUGGCCGUCAUGUCGUUCAACGGGGGUGUCUUCCUGGCCAUCGUCCUCGGACUCACUGCCGGCUACCUCGCCUUCCGGACGGAGUUUGUCGACGAAACUACCGGCACCGCUGACGCUGAUAGCCCUUGUGCCUGUGCUUAAAGGAUUUGUGGGAAAACAAAAAGGCUGUUCUUUUGUUUAGGGUCUGUUUGGUUUGAGGAAAAUAAAAGGCAGCUGAGGGAAGAAUUAUAAUAUGUUAUUUGUGUUUGUUUUACUGAGGAUGUGUAUUUAGGUCAACGAAAAUGAAAGGAAGGGAAAGGAAAGGCACUGUGUGAAAUAGGAAUUGUUUCACUCAGCCUGUUGUGAUUAGAAUGUGUUUUGUACAAAGAAAAUUAAGAGGAUAAAAGGGAAGAAUGUUUUCCUUUUAUUUCAUUUAAAUCAAAUAUAUUAUUAGUA